UUAAUCGUAAUAUCCUCCCACGAUGCAAUCCGCCACCGCAACACCCCCUGAGCUCUACCACGUAUCCCUCAACCCAUCCCGUCCCUCCACAAUCAUCUUCAUCCACGGCCUAGGCUCCAUGCACGCAGAAUGGAAGGACGUCACCCCCCACCUCACCGCCUACCACAUCCUCAUACCCGACAUAAACGGCCACGGCAAAUCCUCCCAUAUAAGCCCCUACACCAUCCCCGCCGCCGCAGACGCCGUCGCCCGACUGAUCCGCACGCACGCACACGGCAGCACAGCACACGUCGUCGGCCUCUCAAUGGGCGGCUUCAUCACCCUCGACCUCACUCGCCGAUAUCCCGAGCUCGUCCAGAGCGCGUUCAUCUCGGGCGCCGCACCCCCCGAAGGCCCGCGCAGGUUCUUCUUUGCCCGUCCGCGCAUCACCUGGGCGCUCGACGCUCUGCAGCUCGCCCUGCCGGAGGCGGUGUACCGGUGGUCGGCGCGGAAACAGGGGCUGCUCCCGCACGAGGAGCUGUAUGCGCAUGCGCAGGCGAAUCGGCGGUGGGAGGUGUGGCGGGAUGUGUUUCUGAGUAUCUGCGAUGAUGUGACGUGGGAUGAUGUGCGGGCGGUCCGUGUGCGGACGCUGCUUGUUGCGGGCGGGAAGAUGGAUGAUGUUGCUGGGAUUAGGAGAGUGGGCCGGGCGUUGAGGGAGGCUGGGGCUGGGGAGAGUGGUGCGUAUGUGGUUGAGAAGGCUGGGCAUGCGUGGGAUUUGCAGUUUCCGGAUCUGUUUGCGCAGGCGGUGGGUUCUUGGAUUGAGGGCAGGAUGUUGCCAGAGGAAUUCGAGGCAUUGUGAUGCAGAAUCAGUUGUGAUGCGAGACUGGGCGAAAGCAGCUAUAACGU
Molecule: messenger RNA, 885 nt
Organism: Pseudovirgaria hyperparasitica
Lineage: Eukaryota; Fungi; Ascomycota; Dothideomycetes; Acrospermales; Acrospermaceae
Product: alpha/beta-hydrolase
Exons: 1
Coding region: 23-838 (271 amino acids)
Source: RefSeq, a predicted model, not a curated record